AUUAUGAUAAUACGCAUUCAAUCAAGUUAAGCACACAUUGCACCCUUCAACAGGAAAGGGCCCGUGAAAAAUUGUUUAAGUUUUACGAGAAUGCUGACAUGUUUUACAGAAAUAUGAAAAGUUAGAGGAAAUUGACGCCGGAGUGAAAGUUUUAAGCAUACCGGAAAAAUUUAUUUGGCUCUGCAGGUUGAACAAGUGCUCCGACAAUUAUAAGUAACGAAGUGGCAGACGAAAUUCAACGAACUCGCAGGUGCACACAAAAUGGCGGACCGGUGACAACUUUUUAACAACUUUCGGUCGGAAAUUUCCGAAGGGAAUUUUGCCUUCUUGAGUGCAAGGGAGUGAGAAAUGUGGAAAAUGACACCCAGAAGGAGCCCGUCCGCCUCAAUGGGAAUAUACACAGAAGUCUGGGCGUCGCCGAGGUGGAUAUUCGUGGCGUUUUUCCUGCUGAGUUUUGCAACAGGCUCAGUGAACGCAGCAUCCAACUGUACAGUGGACUGUCCAACAGACUGCAUGGUCGACUGUCCCAUAGACUGCACAGCAGACUGCGCCACAAACUGUUCAGCUGGUUACUUCUUCGACAGCACAACGAGUGCUUGUGCCCAGUGCAACCCUGGAUAUUACUGUGAAGGUGGAUCCAACUCGGCCGUUGCUUGUUCAAGUGGGACUGAAAAUCCAAACAGUGGAUCGUCUUCGAGUUCAGACUGCACGCCCUGCACCAGUGGCAGUUUCAGCUUGGGCAGUGCCAGUUCCUGUACUGUGUGCCCAAGUGGGUCUGCCUGCACAGCAAACGGGGUGUUAACAGCAUGCGUAGCACCCCAGUAUUCUCUGGAAGGAGAAUCAAGCUGCAGCAGCUGCCCGGCUAACUCCUACUGCCCAAAUGCGAAUGAAGGACCAAAGAGUUGCAGCGGCGGUUUCAUUCCGGACUCGGCCCAAACUGGGUGUGAUAACUGCCUGGCGGGAACCUACUCCGAUUCUGGGGACCAGACCUGCUCAAACUGCUCCGCUGGGUACUACAGCCUGGCUGGAGCGGCAGACUGCACGCCUUGCCCUACAGGUAAUGUGCAUGUUGCUUUGCAAGGAGGAAGGGAGGGGCUAUACAGGAAGAAAAAGGGGGGAAGUCUAAGGCUAUGUACCUAUACGAGCACGGACGGCCAGUCGUCAUGUACUCCAUGCCAAGAGGGGUACUUCUGCUCCCCGACCAGUCAAACAGCCUGCGACCCCGGCGAGUACAGCGGGGCCAAUUCCACAAUCUGCGUCAAAUGCCCCGAGGGUUUUCAAUGCGCCGGGGGCACGGCCCCGUCACGCUGUCUGGCGGGAACGUAUGCUGUCCUGGGAAGUUCAACUUGUCAGGCUUGCGGUCUGGGUCAUUAUUGUCCCGCGGAUGAGAGCGGGGUACAGCUGCCCUGCGCUCUGGGGGAUUUCGCCAACGAUACGGGCCUCACAGAGUGCUACCCCUGCCAGGCCGGAUACAGCUGCUCAGCGACCCAGGAGACGCCGUGUGGGUCAGGAACAUACAGCAACGCCCAGGCGACGAGCUGUCUGGGCUGUCCUGGCGGUUAUUCAUGCGCUGGUACCUCAGCCCCACAAUUGUGCCUGGCUGGAUUGUAUGCCUGGAAUAGUAGUAGUGUAUGCACUCCUUGUGAGGUUGGCUUUUACUGUGAGACGCCUGCAACUGUUGAACCGACACAGUGCCCCGAAGGUUCUUUCUCAAAUUCUACCGGGGCCGAUGCAUGCACUCAGUGCAGCGCUGGUUACUACUGCACAUCCACUACCCAGACGCCGUGCGAUGCCGGCACCUACAGUAACGCAGGAGCAACGAGUUGUUUGUCAUGUCCCGGUGGUCACACUUGCGCUGGUACUUCGUCACCACAGCUGUGCCUCCCGGGAACCUACUCCUACAACGGCAGCAGCGCCUGCGAGCCUUGUGAGGUUGGCUUUUACUGCGAGACGCCCGGAACCUACGAACCAGUACAGUGUCCUGAAGGGUUCCUCUCCAAUUCCACUGGUGCUGUUACCUGCACGCAAUGCAGCCAAGGCUACUACUGCACCCGCACAACCCAAACACCCUGCGAUGCUGGAUCCUACAGCUACGCCGGGGCAACUUCAUGCUUGCUUUGUGAUGGCGGGUACGAGUGCUCCGGGACUGACCCGCCUCAGAAAUGCACCGCCGGUACCUACUCCCGUAACGGAAGCAGCACUUGCGAACCUUGCGAACAGGGCUUCUAUUGUCCCGUGGACGGUCUGAUCGAACCUACGGCGUGCCCCGAGGGCUACUACCAAGCCAAUACAAAUCAGCAAUCCUGCUCGCCAUGCACUGCGGGUUACUACUGUACCUCCACCGCACAGACUGCCUGCAACCCAGGCUACUACAGUCUGGCCGAGGCCACCUCCUGCGACCCUUGCCCGGCUGGCUUCUCCUGCGCCGGGGGCGCUUCGCCCGUCGAGUGCAUGGCCGGUACCUACGCCACCGUCGGCAGCGACUCUUGUGAUCCCUGCGGCAUCGGAUACUUCUGCCCGUUCGACGGGACCUCGCAGAUGAUAAACUGUUCCGCAGGCACCUACGCAAACGAGACCGGUUCCAGCGCAUGCCAAGAUUGCGAGGCGGGCUACCGGUGCCCCAGCCCCCACCUGACCCCGGUCAUCUGUCCGAGGGGUCACUACAGCGAGGCGGCGUGGACGGAGUGCCGGGCAUGCGUAGACGGCGAGUACGCGGACAGCCAAGGUUCGACACAGUGCAGUGCCUGUCCCUCGGGAUCCAAAUGUAGCACCACGUCAGCUUCACCGCAGGUCUGCCCACCGGGAAAGUACAGCACUGGUGCGGCCAAGUACUGCACGGACUGUCCCGAGGGGAGUUAUGCCAGUAGCUCCAACUCUUCAUCCUGUGAGCUGUGCCCGGCUGGAUAUGCGUGUCUGGACCCAAGCUCAAGUCCGACUGAGUGCAACAGCGGGGAGUAUUCACUAGGCAACACCACAAUGUGCACGCUGUGCCCUGCGGGCUUCAACUGCUCGUCCACAUCGUCCUCGCCAAUGCAGUGUCUCGCCAGAUUCUACGCUCCGGAAGGGGACACGAGCUGUCACAGUUGCAGCACAGGAUUCUACUGCCCUGUAGAUGGACUGUCUGCACAGAUCAGUUGUGAAGAAGGCACGUUCUCCAACGAAACUGAAGCCAUUAGCUGCACGGUCUGCCCGGCGGGCUCCGAGUGUUUCAGCCGAUCCGCGACGCCCGUCCCCUGCAAUGCUGGCUUCUACUCCCUGGGUGGAAACUCCAGCUGCACGGAGUGCCCUGCAGGACACAAGUGUCCGACGACAGACCAACAGCCCAUCACAUGCAACUCGGGCGAGUACUCUGCAGCGGGUAGUCAAUCCUGCGACCCAUGCCCCAGGGGACACUACUGCCCUGACCCCCCACCGGCCGCCCCGACCAGCUGCCCCUCCGGGUGGUACGCUGACACGGAAGGGCGGACCAACUGUACGGAGUGCCUUAAGGGUUCUGCUUGCCCCGAUGCGACAGCAGCAUCAUCUCAAUGUCCCCCCGGGUACUACUCCGACAUCGACGGAGCCAGCAACUGCACAGCUUGUCCUGAUGGUUACUACACGACAGACAGUGGAUCCACCAGCUGCACCAUAUGUCCAGCCAACAGCAAGUGUGCCGUCAAGAGCGAAAGCCCCGUGGCUUGCUCGGGAGGAUUUUAUGCUCCAGAGGGCUCUACCGUGUGUUACAGCUGCCCGGCUGGUACGGCCUGCGGUGGAGACUCGGACCCUGGACUCUGUCUGAUUGGCCAGUACUCCAACGGCACCCACUGCGUAUCCUGCCCCCUGGGCUACUACUGCCCGUCCCCCAUAGGCACCCCUCAGCUCUGCACCGGGGGAUCCUACCAGGACCAGGAGGGCCAGGCCCGCUGCCUGCCCUGCCCGGCCGGCAGGUCCUGCCUGUCCCAGGCCGACUCGCCAGUCACCUGCGACGCCGGGUUCUACAGUCUGGUCGGCCAACAGGUUUGCACGGAAUGCCCAACUGGUCUGUGGAGUAGCGCCGGUGCCUCGUCCUGUAGUCUGUGCCCUGCCGGCCAGACCUGCCUGAAUGGAUCUCUCUCCAUUGCUCCUGUGGACUGCGAGGCUGGGUACUAUGCAUCCAGGGGCGACGGCGUCUGCUCAACUUGCCCCCUUGGAACAUACAGUGCGGCUAAAGCUGAGGUUUGCACGGCCUGCCCGGCUGGCAGCGUCUGUACCAAUCCCAGCGCAAGCCCCGUCCCGUGUGACACAGGAACCUGGAGCAGCAUUGGAGAGGCUGUUGCAUGCGAAGACUGUCCAGCCGGCUACUACUGCAGCGAUGCCUCCCAGCCUCCCCGGGUCUGUCCCUUUGGUAGUUACUCCGUGGCCAGGCAGGACUCGUGUGAGUCCUGCCCUGCCGGUCAGUCCUGCCUGAACCCUGGCGAGACACCGCAGAACUGUGAUGACGGAACCUACAGCCCGCAGAGCAAUGCAAUCUGCUUCCAGUGCCCUGCGGGUUACUCCUGCACCAACUCCACCACAGCGGCCUGCUCGGACGGCCAGUACAGCCUGGUGGGCAAAUCCCAGUGCCACGACUGCCCCGCGGGCUCAGCCUGCCCAUUCAAGACCCAGUCUCCUGUGGUCUGCUCGGACGGCCAGCACACCGAUGGCUUAGAAGCCCAGAUGGCAUGCAAGGACUGCCUUGCCGGGGAGUACUGCUCCGACCGUUUCGUUGCCCCCCAGCCUUGCGCGGCCGGUACCUACAGCUUUGCUAAGGCCACGGCCUGCACUAACUGCCCCAGCGGCUACAAGUGCCCAAACACCAACCAGGCUCCCACGGUGUGUCUGCCGGGCUACUACUCCACUGGGCGGACCAUCAACUGCACGGCCUGCCUGGCUGGGUACGCGUGCCCCUCCCAGACGGACCCCACUGCAAACUUUGAAUGUCUCCCAGGUACCUACUCGCUGGGCGCACAGUCUUCCUGCACGGCCUGCAACCCGGGCAAGUUCUGCCCGGACACCAACUCGGACGCCAACAACGGCGACUGCACCGCUGGCUACUACUCCUUAACUGCAUUUGCUCGUUGCACCAGCUGCCCCAGCGGCUGGAAGUGCCCAUCGACGGAUGGCAGCGGCAAUGUUCCCUGCAUAGCAGGGACGUACUCUUCGGGAAAUGCCACCGUCUGCACGGAUUGCGCAGCAGGAAAGGAGUGCCCAAGAACAGACAGCGACAGUCAGGUGCCUUGCAGUGCUGGGUACUACUCUGACGGCAUGCAGGAGUCCUGUGUAGCCUGUCCCCCAGGCUACGAGUGCCCCGAUGAAACCGACUCCACCAUGAACGCCCAGUGCCAGGCUGGGUACUACUCCAUUGGCGCCCAGCGCGACUGCACCCAGUGCUCGGCGGGGUUCGCCUGCCCCUCCAUCUACAGCAGCUUCGCCAUCACCUGCUACGCUGGCUCCUACGCCCUGGCCGGCUCCACGAGUUGCACAGAGUGUCCAGCAGGCCAAUUCUGUAACGACACCAUGACCUCCCCAGGGAACUGCGCCGCCGGCUACUACAGUUUAGGUGGCCAGGUAGCCUGCACUCCAUGCCCGGCGGGCUACUACUGCCCCCAGCCAGACAGCGGGCCAAUCAUCUGCGCUGCAGGCACCUACACCAACCAGUCCAUGGUGGAGUGCGUGGACUGCGAUCCAGGCUAUGCCUGCCCCGAGGGCAGCCAGAGCCGCAACCCGACUGAUGGAAUCUGCCCGCAAGGUUAUUAUUGUGAAGACGGCCAGACGAUCUCGCCGUGUCCAGCAGGCACAUUUGGCAACAUGUCCGGGGCAGCGUCGGCUGGUGAAGGCUGUGGCACAUGCCCACCUGGCUACUUCUGCCCAGCUGAUCCCGUGGUAGGCACGCCGGGCGUUGAGUAUCAGUGCCCUCGCGGCUACUACUGCCUGGAAGGCACCACCUACGCGACGCAGUACGGCUGCGACGAAGGCACGUACGGCGUCAAGCUGAUGGCCGACAAGCCGGAGGAUUGCUACGACUGCCCGGCUGGAAGAUACUGUCCUCUGGGCUCCAGCGAUCCCCGCGUGUGCCCCAAGGGCCACUACUGCCCCACGAAGACCCAGAACUACGUAGACUUCCCCUGCCCUGCCGGACGCUUCACCGAAGAGACCGGGGCCUCGGCCGUUGAGUCCUGCAAGACCUGCCCUGAGGGCUACUACUGCACAGAGGGGACCGACACGCCCUCCCCCUGCCCCCAGGGCACCUUCCUCUCCAUGACAGGCCAGGACGAGGAGACGGACUGCAAGGCUUGCACCGCCGGGUUUGCUUGCACCCAGCUGGGACUGACGGAGCCUGAUACUCCUUGCUACCCAGGUUAUUACUGUCCUGCUGGAUCAGACUCGCCCAACGAUGCGGACAACGCUUGCCCGGCCGGCACCUAUACUGACUAUCACAACCUGACGGACGCCUUCCAGUGCGACACCUGCACUGAACAGUUUGCAUGCUUGAUUGGAACCGGAGGUCAAAACCAGCCCCCGAAGCUCUGCGCCCAGGGUCACUACUGCCCGGCCGGCACCCAGAACCCCAGCCAGUACCCCUGCGCGGCGGGGUCCUGGACCAACCAGACCAACCUGGCUGCCCAGGAGGAGUGCUACGAGUGCCCCAGGGGUUGGUACUGCCUGGAAGGGUCCACCGAGCCCACGGACCUGUGUGCCACUGGUCAUUACUGCCCUGCAGGCACACAGACAGCCGAGCAGUUCCCGUGCCACGCGGGAUCCUACUCCAACGUCCAGGGUAACAUAAGAUGGGAGCAGUGCGUGGAUUGCACCGAGGGCCACUAUUGUCCGGAAGGAUCCUCACUGCCCACGGCUUGCCCUGCUGGGACGUACAGAGAUGAAUUGGAGGGUCAGGCAGAGAGUGACUGCGGAGACUGCACAGCUGGAUACUACUGUGCCGGCACGGGGAACACGGAACCCGUGGAGUGCACCAAAAGCAACUACUCGGAUACCGGCGCAGCAGCAUGCACCACCUGCGAGGCCGGCUACUACUGCGACAGCGCCACCACCAGCCGGGACGACAUGUACAGCAACAAGAUCUGCCCGGCCGGCAUGACCUGCGACUACGGCCGUUCUACGGCGCCGGACCUGCAGAACGAUUACUGCAGGACGGGUCACUAUUGCCUCAGUGGUGACAGGGACCCCUUCCCGCGCCCCUGCCCCAACGGAACCUUCAGCGAUGAGAUAGGCCUGGUCCAGGAGUCACAGUGCCAGAUCUGCCCGGCCGGUAAAUGGUGCUCCCCUCCUGGUCUGAGUGCCCCUGCCGACGAUUGUCCAGGGGGUUACUACUGCCCUGAGGGCACGGCGGACCCCUACGCUAACCCCUGCGCCGUGGGGUACUACCUCAACGCCAGUGCCGGGGAGGACUCGCAGGGCUGCACCCCUUGCAUCUCGGGCUACUACUGCGACGAGAAAGGCCUCGCCUGGCCCAAAGAAUGCACCCAGGGCUACUUCUGCGUGUCCGGCAGCACCUUCCCCCAGCCCUGCCCGGCCGGCACCUACGGCAACUCCACCGGCCUGCGGCGCAGCGAAGACUGCUCGCCGUGCCCCGGCGGCUGGUAUUGUGACGGCUUUGCUAACACGGAACCCACGGAUGUCUGCGACCCGGGAUUCUACUGCAAAGAGAAGGCCUACACUUCGGCCCCAGUUGAUGGAGUGACCGGUGGCCUGUGUCCGCCUGGUGGCUACUGUCCGGCCGGCUCGGCCUGGCCGGCCAACUGCCCACUGGGCACCUACAGUAACUCGUCUGGUUCCAAGGCACCCGAUGACUGUAUCGCCUGCGAUCCAGGGUAUUACUGUGCUGGUGACAACAACCCGGAGCCCACAGGACCCUGCAAACCGGGCUACUACUGCACAGGAGGGGCCGGUACCCCGAUUCAAUUCGAGGUCCCAGCGGGCCACUACAGCGACUCAGGGGCCUACAAGCCCGAACCUUGCCCACGGGGGCAGUUCCAAACGGCCAACGCGUCGUCGGCCUGCGCACCCUGCGCCCAGGGCUACUACUGCCUCAACUUUGGCACCAUUAUCCCUGCUACCUGCACAGCUGCCAAUGCAUCGUCAGCCUGCGCACCUUGCGCCCAGGGCUACUACUGCGUCAACUUUGGCACCAUUAUCCCUGCUACCUGCACAGCUGCCAAUGCAUCGUCGGCCUGCGCACCCUGCGCCCAGGGCUACUACUGCCUCAACUUUGGCACCAUUAUCCCUUCCACCUGUGCAGCUGCCAAUGCAUCGUCAGCCUGCGCACCCUGCGCCCAGGGCUACUACUGCCUCAACUUUGGCACCAUUAUCCCUGCUACCUGCACAGCUGGCCACUACUGCAUACAGGAGACGGUAGUACCUACUCCAUGCCCAUUGGGAACCAUAAGGUUUGAGCCAGGUGGCCAGAGCUUGGAAUCAGCUUGUCUUGAUUGCUCUCCCGGCUCCUACUGCAACAACACCGGCCUGCUGGAUGUGUCUGGACCCUGCGCGGCGGGCCACUACUGCACCGGCGGGACCAUCACGCCCUACCCCAUGGGCAACGACACAGACAACGGCAACAUCUGUCCCAAGGGCUACUACUGCCCGCCCGGCACUGCCAACCCGUACCUCACCCCUUGCUUUAAUGGAACGUUCGGGAACAUCACAGGACUGACUGCGCAGGAGGACUGCCUGGACUGUUUGCCGGGGGAGGUGUGCUCGGGGCUGGGCCUGACCCAACCCAACGACCUCUGUGCACCUGGCUACUACUGCACAGGCAAGGCCAAGACCAAAUUUCCGACGGACGGCGAGACGGGCAACAUCUGCCCUGAUGGAUUCUACUGCCCAGCUGGCUCCCCGGCGCCCAAACGCUGCGAGGGUGGCUACUACACCAACAUCACGGGCCAGGCCAGCUGCUUUGACUGCCCUGCAGGCUACUACUGCCCCGACGGCUAUCGCCUCCUAGAGUGCCCGAGGGGUGACUACUGCCCUCAAAACACCGGCGGCAACGAGUCCAUCCCCUGCCCCCGUGGGUUCUACAACCCGGACCUGGGCCUGGCUAGGGAGAGCCAGUGCCUGCCUUGCCAGGCCGGCUACUACUGCCGAGGCCUAGGCAUCUGGCAGUUCAACGCUGAGACGGCCAUGAACAACACGGCCGGACCCUGCGAUCCGGGAUACUAUUGCUUAUCAGGUGUGGACCUCCCCAACCCAGAGAACGAGACCGCUCUAGGCAUCGGCGGCCCCUGCCCCAAGGGCUUCUGGUGCCCCCAGGAGAACUCGGUGCCUAACCCAUGCCUGCCGGGCACCUACUCGGACCAGCUGUACCUGACCAUGGUCUCCGAGUGCAAAGACUGCGACCUGGGCAUGUACUGCAGCACCGAGAACCUUACCGCGCCGGAGGGGGUGUGCUCGCCUGGGUUCUACUGCCUGAAUGGCUCUGCCACGCCUACCCCCACUGGCAGUGACAACACCGGCGGCCCGUGCCCCACCAGGCACUACUGCGACGGUAUCUCACCGGUCCCUGUGGAGUGCCCAGAGGGGACUUGGAACAACUUAGAGCAGCAGGCUUCCUGCUUCGAGUGUAAGGCAGGCUACUACUGCCCCAAGGGGGUGGCCAGCUACAUCUCUUACCCCUGCCCUGCCGGUCACUACUGCCCCAACGGCACCCAAUUUGACAACCAGUACCCCUGUCCCAAGGGCACCUACCGCACCAACACACAAGGGAUGAGCUUGUCGGAUUGCACCCCUUGCGAUCUGGGCAAGUAUUGCGAGAUCGAGGGGGGCACCACGUACACCAAUAGUUGUGACCCAGGUUACUUCUGCAUCCGGGGUGCCUGGACCGCCCACCCGGACGACUUCAGUAACUACACGGACGGCGACUGCCUCUGCCCCAGCAUCUCCACCGGAGGGCGCUGUCAGCCCGGCUACUACUGCCCUCGGGGGUCCAGCGAGCCACAGGAAUGCGCGGAGGGCAACUUCUGCGGGACUGAUGGUCUUGAUGACGUUUCCGGUGCCUGCUUGGCUGGCUACUUCUGUGACGUGACAGCCUCCAGACCAGACCCCACCGAUGGGGUCACUGGCAACGUUUGCCCCGCCGGCCGCUACUGUGAAUCUGGAACAGGUGCCAAUCCACCCAGCUGCCCAACCGGCACUUUCUCCAAUGCUACGGGAUUAAAGGCGCAGUACGAGUGUGACAACUGCACUGCUGGUUACUACUGCGAGACGCCAGGACUGACCAAGCCAACCGGACCCUGCCAAGAAGGUUACUAUUGCCCCAUCGGCCAGGACAUCAUGAAUCCGUACCCCUGCGAUCCUGGCUAUUACUGUGAGGAGGGCUCCCCCGAUCAGGUGGAGUGCCCGUCAGGGACGUACCAGGACGAGACUGCGCAGGGAUCCUGCAAACUCUGCAAUGCAGGCUACUACUGUGAUGUAGCCAAUGCCCCAAUCAGUGAUUACACCUUGUACCCCUGCCACAUGGGUUUCUUCUGCCCCAACGGCACCGAGCGCGCCAACCAGUAUGGCUGCGCCCUGGGGACGUACAGCGACGUGUCCAUGCUGGAGCGACAGGACCAGUGCUACGACUGCCCGGCCGGCAAGUACUGCGACGAGGUUGGACAGACAAGCUACAAAGGUGACUGUGAUGCUGGGUUUUGGUGCAUCGGUGCUUCUGCCUCAGCUACUCCCAACGAUGGGGUCACCGGUGUGGAGUGUCCUAAGGGGCAUUAUUGUGAAGCAGGAGUGCCAGCUCCCGAGGAUUGUCCGAUCGGUACCAUGUCCGACAGCACAGGCCUGCGGGCCAUCAGUGAAUGCCAGCCAUGUGCUGGAGGCAGCUACUGCAACGGCACGGGGCUGACGCAGCCAAGCGGACCUUGCGAUCCGGGCUAUUUCUGUGUGACCAAUGCCACCACGCCCACCCCCGAGGACGGGGGAGUGACCGGUGACCCCUGCACGGCAGGUUUCUACUGCCCUGGCGAAACCACCUCCCCGAUACCCUGCGAGGCGGGCACUUACACCACCACCACGCACCGCAGCGAGUGCGACGAGUGUCCCGAGGGCUUCUACUGCACCACGGGCUACGAACCCGACCCGUGCCCUCACGGUUUCUACUGUCCAAAUGGCACCGGAUACGACUGGCGCCCGUGCCCGACCGGUUCCUACAGCAACCAGAUCGGCCUGAAGGAAGAGUCGGAGUGCACGCUGUGCGACCCCUCCAAGUACUGCGCGUACAUCAACGCUACCAUGGUGACGGGAGACUGCGCGGCCGGGUACUUCUGCACGGAGGGUUCCGACACCGCCACGCCCGAGGUCUCGUACAAAGGUGUCGCCGGAGUCUGCCCAGAGGGUUCCUACUGCGAUACAGGCACAGACACGCCCACGCCAUGCCCCCGGGGAACAUUCGGGAACAAGACCAAGCUAGAAGCUGAGAGCGAAUGCACCCAGUGUCUGUAUGGCAUGUUCUGCGACAACGAGGGCCUGACCUGGCCGGCUGGCGAGUGCGACCCCGGCUUCUACUGCCUGAGGGGUUCCCUGGACGCCAACAACCCGACGGAAGACGCCACGGGAGGACCCUGCCCUACCGGCCACUACUGCCCCAUGGGUACCUCCUUCCCCUUGGGCUGCCUGGCGGGGACCUACAACCCUCUGCAGGGCCAGUACGAGUGUGUUGAAUGCGAGGCAAGUUUCUGGUGUCCAGCCAACUCCACGGCCGCCGACCAGCCCUGCCCCAGGGGUCACUAUUGCCCCAACGGCACGGAGUACGCCACCCAGUACCCCUGCCCCAAGGGCUACUACAACGACUUUGAGCAGAAGUCAGAACUGGAAGAUUGCAAGCCAUGUGAACCGGGUUAUUACUGUGCCAGCCCCGGCAGGGAAGCCGUCACUGACCAGUGCGCCCCGGGCUGGUACUGCAUCCGCGGCGCCUGGUCCGCCAUGCCCACCGACUACGGCUACGAUAACAUCAGCACCAACUGCUUCUGCCCCGGUAACUCCACCGGCGGGCAGUGCCAAACGGGCGAGUUCUGCCCCUUGGGAUCCAACUACCCAACGCCGUGCACCAGGGGUUACUAUUGUGACUCGGCCGGCCAGAGCAACGAGACCGACCUCUGCGACGAGGGCUACUACUGCAUAGAGGGCGCUUGGCGACCUGACCCCACCGAUGGGCUCACCGGCAACAGUUGCCCCAUGGGCCACUACUGCCCUCGGGGGACCUACGACCCCGUACCUUGCCCAGCCGGCUACUUCAGUAACGCCACGGCUGCCACCGCCUUCGAGGAUUGCAAGCUCUGCUCUCCAGGCUUCUACUGUGAAGACAGCGGCCUGGAUGCACCCACUGCGCCCUGCGAGGCCGGCUUCUACUGCCCCGAGGGCCAGAAUGUCAGCCGGCCGGCCCUGUACGAGUGCUCCCCGGGCCACUACUGCCCGGCCCAGAGCACCAACGAGGUGGCCUGCGAGUCCGGAACCUACCAGGACGAAUGGGGAAUGGCAUCCUGCAAACUCUGCCCCGAGGGCUACUACUGCGACGGCACCCUCCAGUCGGACGCCCAGUGCUCCCACGGUGUCCAGAACCCGGAGCCCUGCCCGACGGGGCACUACUGCCCCAACGGCACCAAGUAUGACACAGAGUACCGCUGCCCCAGUGGCACCUUCAAUGCCGGGACCAAGCUCAAGUCGGCUGGGGAAUGCACGCCUUGCCCCGGCGGGGAGUACUGCGAGACGGAAGGGCUCGACACCCCCACCGGUCUCUGCCAAGCUGGGUACUAUUGUAUCCGCGGAGCGAUUAUCAAAACUCCAGAAGAUGGCGUGACAGGCGACAUUUGUCCGGUCGGGGCGUACUGUCCCACAGGAACAAACCGGACCUACGACUGUCCACCAGGGACGUACAACCCGACUGAAGGUCGCGAGUCAGUCCUUCAGUGCACUGGCUGCGAGCCCGGGGAGUACUGCCCAGAGUACGGCAUGAAUCAGACCGCUGGUGAUUGCACGGAGGGAUUCUACUGCAGCGGCAACGCAUCGGUGGCCGCGCCUACCGACGGCGUCACAGGUGACGUUUGCCCCAUCGGUCACUACUGCCCGGCGGGGACCAGCGUUCCCAUCCCAUGUGACCCAGGCACCUUCACCGACACCCAACAGAACGCAGUCUGCGACCCUUGCACGCCGGGACACUACUGCACCAUGGGAACCAACCCACAGGAUUGUCCGGCCGGGUUCUUCUGCCCGGAGGGCACCGGCCAUGUCUGGGAGCCCUGCCCGCUGGGCACGUUCAGCGAUCAGACUGGAUUGUCCAAUGACACCCAGUGCACACAGUGCACCAUGGGUAACUACUGCGACCAGCUCAAUGCCACCUCAGUGUCAGGGCUCUGCGAUGCAGGCCAUUACUGCCGUCUGGGCUCGGACGCACGCACGCCCUCGGAGCUGUCGCGAGGUGAUGCCGGCAUCUGCCCAGCGGGCUACUACUGUGGACAAGGCACUGGCGAUCCUGAUGCCUGCCCGCCAUCUACCUUCAACAACGAGACGGGACGGGUGUCCCUGGAACAAUGCCAGGACUGUCUGGAAGGUCACUACUGCGACGUUCCUGGCCUGGCCUACCCGGCCGGUGAGUGCGAGCCUGGCUACUACUGCAAGCUGGGCUCUAACUCCUCCAACCCCAGCACCACCACGGCAUCGGGCGGACCCUGCCCCGCGGGCUCCUUCUGCAUCCAGGGCAGCAGCGAUCACACGCUGUGCCUGCCCGGUUACUAUAACCCCGUGGAUAAACAGAGCGAGUGCCUGGACUGCCCGGCUGGUUACUACUGCACUGAUGGUAGUGUUACCUAUGAAGACUGCCCUAAAGGCCACUUCUGUCCCAACAACACCCAGUUUGCCGCCCAGUUCCCCUGCAACAACGGCACCUUCAAUAACAACACCCGUGGGGAGAGCGUGGACGCCUGCGAGCUGUGCCCGCCGGGCAUGUACUGCCCUGACCGGGGCAUGGAGGUCCCCCAGGGGGAGUGCGCCGAGGGCUGGUACUGUACCCUGGGUGCUUGGAAGAGCAAGCCCACCACUUUAGGCAACGACACUGAUACCUCCUGCCACUGCCCAGCACAGUCCACCGGCGGCAUGUGCAUAGCCGGCGAGUACUGCCCCCUGGGCUCCCCAGCCCCCAUACCCUGCGACCCAGGCUCCUACUGCCGCUAUGACGAGCUAGCCACGGUCAGCGGGCUUUGCAAUGCCGGCUACUACUGCACAGGGAGUACCAUCCUGCCCAGGCCAGUCAACGAGACGACGGGAGACAUCUGUCCGCAGGGUCAUUACUGUUCGGAGGGGAGCAGCAGCCCAGAACCCUGCCCGCCAGGUUCCUUCUCGGAUCGCUUCGCCAACCAGAACCUGACGGACUGCCUGCCCUGCACGGCCGGCAUGUACUGCAGCGGCUGGGGCCGGGUCCUGCCCAACGACGACUGCGACGAGGGCUGGUUCUGCUGGGAGAACUCCACCGUGCCGCAGCCCCCAGGCGCCCAGUGCCUGGCGGGCCAUCGCUGCCCCCGGGGUAGCCCCGACCAGACGGCUUGCCUGUCGGGCACCUAUCAGCCAUCGGUGGGACAAGGGGAGUGCCUGGUCUGCCCCUCAGGUUCGUAUUGCGACCAAGACGAAGCCAUAGCUGAGGAGCAGAGCGGAGUUGGAGCGCCCUCACAUGGCGUCGUCACACCCAAAGUCUGCCCGGCAGGUUUCUACUGUCCAGAAGGAACCGAGACGGACCAACAGCACCCCUGCCCUGUGGGCACGUUCAGUAACAUCACGGGCCUGGAGAACCAGACCCAGUGUCGACUCUGCACAGAAGGCUACUACUGCGAGGCUACCAACCAGAUCGCCCCCACGGGCCUCUGUGCAGCCGGCUACUACUGCGUCCUAGGCGCCGUGACCUUGACCCCUGAACCUGCCAACGCCACGGGCGGCCCCUGCCCGGCGGGUACCUACUGCGAGUCUGGCUACUCCUGGUACGAGUACUGCCCUAAGGGGACCUUCGGUGGCAUGGACAAGCUGACCCAGAUCGGAGACUGCACGGACUGUCUGCUGGGAGAGUACUGCUCGGAGGUGGGGCUGACUGAACCCAACGGCGGAUGCUCACCAGGAUACUACUGCACGGGCGCGGCCGAGAAACCCAACCCUAUCGGCGAAGCCUACGGCGACAUCUGUCCAGUCGGUCACUACUGCCCGUCCAACACCUCGGUCCCCUACCCCUGCCCCGCGGGAACCUACCAGCCUGCUCAGCAGAUGACCAAUGAGAGCGCUUGCCUGCCCUGCGCGCCGGGGAUGUUCUGCAACCAGACGGGAGCUGAGAACAUGGCAGGUGAAUGUGACCCUGGCUACUACUGUGUGGGCGGGGCAUCUUCCCCCGCCCCCGUCGAUGGAGUCACAGGAGACAUCUGUCCGCCGGGAUCCUUCUGCGUCAUGGGUUCCUCCUACCACCAGUUCUGUCCCAACGGAACCUACGUCAAUUACUCCAUGGCCAAUGCUUGCGAGGACUGCCCAGAAGGUCACUACUGCGUCCGUCGCAUCAGCGCCGACCCCUGCCCUCCAGGCUACUAUUGCCCUCCUAAGACCGGAGCAGAUCUCCAGCUGUGCCCGGCUGGUACAUACAACCCCGACUACGGCAUCUACCGAGAGGACCAGUGCACCCAGUGCGACCCUGGCAAGUACUGCCAGUACCCCGGGAGAGAUAACGUCACCGGCGACUGCGCAGCUGGCUACUUUUGCCAGCUAGGAGUAAACACCGACCAGCCAUCCGGUGCACACACGGGCGAGGGCGGUAUUUGCCCCAUCGGCUCCUACUGCCCCGUGGGCACUGCCGUGCCACUGGGGUGCCCGGCCGGGUACUACACCAACGUGGAGCAACAGUCGGAGUGCACCGAGUGCAAGAAGGGAUACUACUGCACUGAGAACGCAACCACAUAUGAGGAUAGCAUCUGCCCAUCUGGUUAUUACUGCCCGCCGGGCACGAGGUACAGCUACGAGUUCCCCUGCCCCAAGGGUAGCUACAACCCAGUCAACGGCAGCGACGGGCCUGAGGACUGCCUGUCCUGCCCUCGGGGAGAAUACUGCGAAUAUGACGGCAUGGACACAACCAGUGGUUAUUGCAGCGCUGGCUGGUACUGCACCGGCGGGUCAUACAUGGAUAUGCCACUGCCAACGGCUAACGCUACCAACCUGUCUGAGUGCACCUGCCCACUGGCUAACUACACCGGUGGGGAAUGCUGGCCCGGAACCUAUUGCCCAGUUGGCACCGGUUACCCGGAACCCUGCACCGAGGGCAAGUACUGCAGGGAGUGGGGCCUGGAACAGCCAAACGGAAACUGUGACGCAGGCUACUACUGUGAUGGCGGCAUUGCCAGACCAGACCCACCCCACCGUCUCUGCCCAACAGGAGCUUACUGCGAAGAGGGUUCCGUCACGGAAACGCCGUGCCCGGCUGGAACAUUCUCAAACACUACAGGUAACAUCAACGUGACCUACUGUCUGUCCUGCACCCCCGGCAUGUACUGCGCCGGCACGGGUAAUAUUGCCCCCACGGCCGACUGUGACCCGGGCUACUACUGCCCAGGCGGACAGGACACCGCGACCCCUGUAGAGUACAACUGCACCGUGGGUCACUACUGCGCCGGCGGGAAUCCCGCACCGGAACCCUGCGUAUCUGGGAAGUACCAGGACGAGGAGGGGUCAUCGGAAUGCAAGCCCUGCCCAGCUGAAUACUACUGUGAUGCCACCGAAGCUGCCGUUUCCCUCGGCGUUUUCAGUUCCGGCGUCGUCGUUCCAACCGAGUGCCCGCCGGGCUCGUAUUGUCCCGAGAGCACCGAGGGCGCCAGACAGUACCUGUGCCCGGCAGGCUACUUCAGCAACGUCACCCGCCUGGAGAACGUGGGCCAGUGCCAGCCGUGUCCUGGGGGAACCUACUGUGAUGGGGAAGGUCUCACCGUGUUUGCCGAUGUGUGCGACGCCGGCUACGUCUGCGUGUCUGCCUCCAACACCUCCCGCCCCACGGACGGAGUGACCGGCUACGAGUGCCAGCCGGGCUACUACUGCCCCAAGGGCAGUGACCAGGGAAUCAAGUGUCCCGAGGGUACCUUCAGUGACCACUACGGCCUGGAGAAUGUAACGGAGUGUGAGCCCUGCACGCCGGGACAGUACUGCCAAACACAGGGUCUGACGGCACCCACUGGCAACUGCACCGCCGGCCACUACUGCACCCUGCGUGCCGUAGACCCCAACCCCUCAGGGGAGAACUACGGUGACGUCUGCCCGGCCGGCUUCUACUGCCCAGAGAGGACCGAGGACCCGGUCCCGUGUCCCGUGGGGACCUUCAACCACCUCACUCAGCGGCCGGCCUUGGAAGACUGUCUGAACUGCACGGAAGGGAAGUACUGCGACAAGCUGGGCCAGACCAAUUAUACAGAUGAAUGUGAUCCUGGCUUCUAUUGUAUUAGCGGAGCAUCAAGCGCGACACCGACAGACGGCGUGACUGGCGACACAUGUCCGGCUGGCUCCUACUGCGAACAGGGAAGCUCUAUUCCCCAACCCUGUGACGAUGGUACCUACAUGAACCACACCCAAGCCGAGGCCUGCGACAUCUGCCCCGCCCGCUACUACUGUGUCAACAAGGACCGCGCCGACCCCUGCCCCUUGGGCAGCUACUGCCCCACGGGGCGGGGCUUCGACUACGAGAAGUGCCCCAUCGGCACCUACGGCCCCGUCACCAUGCUGGCCACGGCCGCCGAGUGCACCCAGUGCGACGGCGGCAAGUACUGCGACAGGACCGGCGCCGAUAGCGUCGCGGGCGAAUGCGCUCCGGGCUACUACUGCGAGAUUGGCGUGGAUACCCCCUACCCCAAUAACAACAAUACGGGCGUCGGCGGGCCCUGUCCAGAAGGGACCUACUGUCCUGGUAGCAACCCAGCACCUCUAGGCUGCGAGGCGGGGACGUACAAUGACCUGACCACUCAGGCGGAGUGCCAACCCUGCGAGGCGCGGUACUACUGCCCGGCCAACUCGACAACCUACUUAUACACGCCCUGCUGGAAGGGUUACUACUGCCCCGAGAGCACCACGCACGCCACUGAGUUUGCCUGUCCCCAGGGGACAUACAACAACCGCACCAUGGCUGACGACGCAUUUGACUGCCUACCAUGCCUUGGUGGCUGGUACUGUGAGGGUGAAGACAAUGAAGUGCCCACAGACCGAUGCGACCCCGGCUGGUACUGCAGUGGUGGGGCCUACUCCAAGAGACCUACCCCCUACGAUAACACCACUGGCGACUUCUCGGUCAGUGAGUGCCCCAUCUACACGCUGAAUAACACCGGGGAUAUCUGCCCGCCUGGAACAUACUGCCCUGAAGGCUCCCAGUCCCCCAUCCCCUGCCCCAAGGGCAAGUACUGCGAGGGGUACGCCAAUGAGAUCUACGACGGGGACUGCACCGCCGGCUUCUUCUGUAACGGCAGCGCAUCAGUCAGGGACCCAGUGGCUUGCAGUAAGGGACACUACUGCCCUGAGGGAACGGAUGUGGAGGAACCCUGCGAGCCGGGCACUUACUCCGAUCGCGAGCAGAACACCAACAUGACAGACUGCCUGUCCUGCACGGCCGGCAUGUACUGCGAGGAGUGGGGGUUGGAGACCCCCACGGCCCAGUGCUCCCGCGGCUACUACUGCCCCGGCGGUCAGGAGACGGCCAAGCCUGCUGGACUGGCCUGCAGUCCCGGUCACUUCUGUGAGGUCGGGAGCCAUAACGAGACGGGCUGCCCCAGCGGAUGGUACCAGCAGCACUGGGCGCGGUACGACUGUAACCUGUGCCCCAAGGGUGCCUUCUGUAGAGCGUAUGGCGACUACGAGUUCCUGGAUGCCGAGAACACCACCGACAGCGGCAACUUCUCGGGCCGCUACCGCAGCUAUCGUGGCGUGUCGGAUCCAGAGAUCUGCCCAGCUGGCUCCUACUGCCCGGCAGGCACCAAGCAUGAGAAAGAGUACCUGUGCCCUGAGGGAACCUACAGCAACAGGACGGGACUACACAACUACACUCAGUGCACGCCCUGCGAUCCUGGCAUGUACUGCCCUGGCGAAGGCAACGUUCAACCCUACCAGCCCUGCACAGCUGGCUACUUCUGCACCGAGGGGGCCGCCACCUCCACCCCCAACAACGGUACAACAGGCGACAUCUGCCCCGCCGGCAAGUACUGCCCUGAGGGCAGCAUAGCCGGGGAGAACUGCCCCAAGGGAUCCUUCAGUAAUCAGUUGGAGCUGCGGGAGGCCGCGCAGUGCCAGAACUGCACUGGGGGUUACUUCUGCGACAGGACUGGGCUGACCAAGGAAUCUGGCGAUUGCUGGGCAGGUCACUUCUGCUCAGGUUCCUCCGAGGAGCCGGGACCCGACAGCAAGCCCUACGGUGAUCUCUGCUGGGCAGGGCAUUACUGUCCUAACGGCACUGCCUACCCAGAGGCCUGUCCACCGGGGACGUACCUCGAUGUGGUUGGUCAGGGAGACGUCAGCGAUUGUAUCCAGUGUAGACCAGGCUACUAUUGCGACCAGCCCGGCCAGACAAACGUGACCGGCGAGUGCGACGCUGGCUUUUUCUGCACCAGCGGGGCCGACAACAGCGCCCCCACAGACGGCGUCACAGGUGAUAGAUGCUGGAUCGGCCACUACUGCGAGUCCGGUUCCUCCCACCCGACCCCCUGCACCAACGGCACGUUCUACAAUCAGACCGGGGCCGAGGAGUGCGACAUCUGCCCCGCCGGCUACCAGUGCAUACACGGUGAUACGGCCGACCCCUGCCCCCAGGGUUACUACUGCCCCACGGGGACGGGCUACGACACCCGGCUGUGCCCGACGGGUUUCUUUGGGAACCGUACGGGUCUGCAGCGCGAGGACGAAUGCACACCAUGCACAGGUGGUCACUACUGCGCCACCCCUGGUCAAGCCGACGAGGACGGCCAGUGCGACCCCGGUCACUACUGCGAGCUGGGCUCGGACACUGCUACCCCGACGGACAGUGACGGUCACAAGGGCGUGGGAGGGGUGUGCCCGGCAGGCAGCUACUGCCCUAGGGGAACCAUCACCCCACUGGAGUGUGGCGCAGGUACCUUCACUGCAUCGCCAGGUCAAAGUUCAUGUGCCACCUGCACGGCUGGUUACUAUUGCCCCGCCAACACCAGCGACCCCACCGUGUACCCCUGCCCGGCAGGCUACUACUGCCCUCCAGGCACUAGCUACGUGACUCAGCACCCCUGCCCCGAGGGCACCUACAACUCCCUCCCCAUCCAGCAGAAUAGUUCCUCCUGUGAACUCUGCCCUCCGGGCAUGUACUGUGAAGGGGAAGGGUUGGACAUUCCCACUGGCAACUGCAGCGAGGGGUGGUUCUGCACCGGAGGGGCUGUCACGUCCAAGCCUCUGCCCGUUGGCAAUGCCACAGUGAUCUCAGACUGCACCUGUCCCGCCGUCAACUACACUGGCAACAAGUGCUAUCCGGGGACAUACUGCCCGUCUGGUUCCCCGGCUCCCAUCGACUGUACUCCAGGCUGGUACUGUGAUGAUUACGAACUAGCAGCACCCAAAGCUCUGUGUAAUGCAGGAUACUUCUGCCCCGGCGGUAACGACGGUCCAGAGCCCCCCAGCAUGGAAUGCCCGGCCGGCUACUACUGCGAGCAAGGCAGCGGCAACCCGGAGGCCUGCCCCAACGGAACCUACUCCAACACUACCAAGAACACCGAGAUCAGUAACUGCCUGUCAUGCACACCAGGCUUCUACUGUGCCGGGGAACAUCUGUCCCAGCCCUCCGGACCCUGCACCGAGGGCUACUACUGCCCCGGUGGCCAGAUCACCAGAGAGCCGCUGGAGUAUGUCUGCUGGCAGGGCUUCCGAUGCCCGCCGGGCUCACCUCUACCUGAGCUCUGCCCGAGAGGCACGUACCAAUCCCAGGAAGGUCAAGGGUCAUGUGACGUCUGCCCCAAGGGCGCCUACUGCGACCCCUACGAGCUCCUCAAUGUCACGGGGGUCAUCGUCCCUCCGGAUUGCAUCCCCGGUCACUACUGUCCAAACGGGACCGAGUACGCCCAGCAGAACAAGUGCCUGAUUGGGACCUACUCCAACAAGACAGCCCUGGCCAGAGAAGACCAAUGUGACGAGUGUGACUUUGGUUGGUACUGCGGCACGGAGGGCCUGACUGCUCCCACAGCCAAGUGCCAGGCGGGUUACUAUUGCCAGCGAGGAGCCGAGGAACCAGACCCGAUGGACGGCGUCACCGGCGACAUUUGCCCCAUGGGGAAAUUCUGUGUGGAGGGAUCAGUAACAGGUGAGGAUUGUCCCAUCGGCAGUUACGGUAACGACACCGGUCUGUGUACUGCCGACGAGUGCCCGCUGUGUGACCCGGGCUGGUUCUGCCCAACCACCGGCCUGACCACCCCCGGCCAGCCUUGCUAUGCCGGCUUCUACUGCGUGCUGGGUGCCACGUCAGGCAACCCCGACGGCGAAUCCUACGGCUACAAGUGCCCCGAGGGACACUACUGCCCGACCGGUACCCCUGUACCGGUGCCUUGCCUGGCUGGAACUUACAACCCUGACACAGGCAAGGAUGAGGAGAGUGAUUGCGUGGCCUGCGAUGGCGGCUAUUACUGCCAGUAUGACGGCCAAUCCAACGUGACCAACCAGUGCUAUGAAGGCUACUACUGCGCCGGCAAUGCUAGCAUCGCCGAUCCUGAAGACGGCACCACCGGUGACAUCUGUCCCAUCGGUCACUACUGCCCGCGGGGUACCGACCGCCCCUUACCCUGCCUCAACGCCACCUACAUGAACGAGACGGGGGCCGGCGAGUGCCUCAUCUGCCCGGCCGGCAGCCAGUGCAUCCGCGGUGACCGGCCGGACCCCUGCCCGGCCGGCUACUACUGCCCGCGGGGCACGGGCUACGACGUCCGGCCGUGUCCCGAGGGUACCUACGGGGCCUCGGAGGGACUGACUGAGGAGGGAGACUGCAAGAGCUGUACUGGAGGCAGCUUCUGCGACACACCGGGACAAGGGACAGUGGGCGGGGAUUGCGACCCUGGAUUCUUCUGUCUUAUAGGCGUCAACGUACGCACCCCCAACGGCAUCAACAAUACCGGAGUGGGCGGUAUCUGCCAGGCCGGCUACCGGUGCCCCCAGGGCUCCUCGGCCGAGAUCCCCUGCUACGCCGGCACCUACACGGGACAGGACCAGAUGGCGGAGUGCGUCAUCUGCCCUGAAGGCAAAUACUGUGAGAAUAUCACGGUGGUUCCGUCCGACUGCCCAUCCGGCCACUACUGCCCGGCCGGCACAGAAUACAGUGACCAGUACCCAUGUCCCUUGGGCACAUACAACAACGCUACAGGCCAAGGUAACCUGACCAGCUGCAAGUACUGCCCGCCGGGCUGGUACUGCGAGUCCACUGGGCUGGUCAAUCCCUCCGGCCAGUGCGAUCCAGGAUUCUACUGCAGCGGAGGGUCGGACAAGCAGAGACCGUUUGACGAAGGAGAGCUGGUGUCCGUGCCGACUCCCGGGUACGCGUACCCCAACGACACCUGUCACCCCUUCUAUGAUUGUGUCUGCCCCUCCUUUGACAUGAGCACCGGUGGGCUGUGCGGCCCAGGCUACUACUGCCCCAGGGGUUCCCCGGCUCCUGUCAACUGCCGGGGAGGGAUGUACUGCGAGACGCCAGGCCUGGAGGAACCAACAGGCAACUGCACAGCAGGCUUCUGGUGUAACCACACCAGUGCGGUGCCUGACCAGUACGUCUGCCUGGCCGGCCACUACUGCGAGGUGGGUACAGCCGUGCCUACGCCUUGCCCCGAAGGCACCUUCAGCCGAACCGAGAUGAACACGGGACCACAGAACUGUGAGAACUGCACUGCAGGAUACUACUGUGAAGGCGAAGGGAACAGGGAGCCCGACGACAAAUGUGCGGUGGGCUACUACUGCCCCGGGGGCCAGACCAUCGGGACCCCCACGGACCUGAAGUGCCCGCGAGGCUACGCCUGCCCCGAGGGAUCAUGGGAGCCCACGCUGUGCGACAACGGGACGUACCAGGGACAGCUGGCUCAAGGGUCAUGUGACAUCUGCCCCGGCGGAUCCUACUGCGAUCCUUACGAAGUGGGGCCCGUGGUGACCCCCGCCAACUGCCCCCAGGGCUACUACUGUCCCCCUGGCACUAGAGAAGGUUCCACCAACCCCUGCCCACCAGGCACCUUUGGCGAGACCGGCGGGUACAAUGCCGUGGACGAUUGCGUGCAGUGCCCCGAGGGCUCCUACUGCGGGACGCCGGCCCUGCUGGAACCCACGGAGGAGUGCUACGCUGGGUACUAUUGCACCGGUGGCGCGUCCAGCCCGACGCCUUACGACGACAUGGUGGAUCCCGACAACAACACGACUUUCACCGGCAACGACGUCUGCCCCAUCGGCUACUACUGCCUCAACGGCACGGCCUACCCAGAGCCCUGCCCGCCGGGUACCUUCUCCACCAACACGCGGGUCACCUCGGUGGACGGCUGCGAAGACUGCCCACGAGGGCGCUAUUGCAACCUGCAGGGCUUCGUGAAAGUGGACACCGCGCCGAACUGCGCAGCAGGCUACGUGUGUACCGGAGGCAGCACCACCCCGACCCCGACCGAGGGCUCCGGCAUGGGCUACCCCUGCCCGGCAGGCCACUACUGCCCCGAGGGCACACUGGGUGAGAUAGGCUGCCCCGUGGGCACGUACCAGAGCGAGAAGGGGCAGGCUAACUGUACGCUGUGCCCCGACGGCAAGAUGUGCGACAUGGUCAACAUGACUGCUCCGUCGGACUGCCAGACAGGUCACUACUGCGUAGAGGGUGAGCCCUUACCCAUCCCCUGCCCGGCAGGAACCUUCAACAACAUCACCUCGCUGCAGAGAGAGGAAGACUGCACCGACUGCACCCCCGGCAAGUACUGCGAGGGACCAGGAAACAGCUAUCCCACCGGUCCCUGCAGUGCCGGCUAUUACUGCCAGGGCGCAGCCUUGACGGAGAUACCAGUGGCCAUCAUUGAUUAUCCCAUGAACGGUCUCUGCCCGGCAGGCUACUACUGUGAGGAAGGGACCCCUGCCCCGACACCCUGCCCGGUUGGCACAGUCCGCAGAGUUGAAGGCGGUUCCUCCGUUGGCGACUGCUCGCCCUGCCCCGGCGGUUACUACUGCGAGGACGACGGCCAGACGGAUCCCACCGGCCCCUGCGACGCCGGCUUCUACUGCCCAGCCAACGACUCCACCAUCUACCCGACCCCGGCGGCCUACGAGUGUCCUAUCGGCCACUACUGCCUGAACGGCUCGGCGGUUCCCAGCCCCUGCCCCGUGGGCACCUAUCAGCCCAACAUGAGGAGGGAUUCCUGCAUCGAUUGCCAGGCUGGAUUCUACUGUGAGAGUGCCUUGUUCCCGGAUCCCAAGCCGUGCCCUGCUUUCCACUACUGCCCAGCCGCAACAAGAUACCCCAUACCAUGUCCCAACGGCACCUUCACAUACGACACGGACGAAGGCCUGAAGGAGAAGUACGAGUGCCUGCCUUGCCUGUCUGGAAUGUACUGCCGUGGUGGUCAGCUCCAGGGCAACUGCUCGGAGGGCUACUUCUGCCUGAGCGCAAGCUUCGAAUUCACCCCCGACGGCUCCUUACCGGACGUGGACAACUUUGACGAGGCCCAGUGCCCGCCCAACACCACCUGUGCUGGGCCUUGCCCGCCGGGCCACUACUGCCCGGCGGGGAUCGAAGACCCCAAACCCUGCAAGAAUAACACCUGGCGGCCGGACGAGUUUGGGAGCAGGGUGGAGGACUGCGCGCCAUGCCCGGCCGGGAAGCAUUGCUUGGAGGGUGACCCCGUGUUGUACCCCUGCCCCCUGGGUCACUACUGUGAGGAAGGCAUUGGCCCGGUGGAGUGCCCCUUGUACCACUAUCGGGACGUCGUAAGUGCAGAGAGUCGCGAAGACUGCUUCAAAUGCAAGGCCGGCUACUACUGCAAUGAGCUUGGAAUGACCAACACCACUUACCUGCCGUGCUACGAGGGCCAUUACUGCGAGGAAGGCACCACCGAGCCCCAGCCCUGCUCCGGCGGACGCAUGAGCACCGAGACGGGCCGCGUGAGCAAUGAAGACUGCCCCCUAUGCACACCAGGCUACUACUGCCCCAACGACACCAUCAACGUGCACGGGAUACCGUGCCGACCCACCUACGAGUGUCCUGAAGGUGCAGCCAUUGAGGUCACCUGCCGGCCAGGCCACUACUGCGAGGGUGUGACUGGCGACCCCCCGAUAUGCCCCGGGGGCUACUACUGCCCCCUAGGCUCCAGCGCCUACACCCAGUGCUUCUACCCUCAGUACUGCCCCGAGGGUAGCGAGGUUCCGUUGGAGUGUCCCCUGGGUAGCCGGGCGAACAACCACGCCGGUCUGAGGAGCUCAUCGGAUAAGAGCUGCAGUCUGUGCCCAGCGGGCACGUUUGGUAAUCACACUGAGAGGUUCUGGUGCUCGGAGUGUAUAGAGGGCUACUAUUGCCCUGAAGGUACUGGUAACCCAGAGGACUACCCCUGCCCCAUCGGCUACUACUGCCCGGCCGGCUCCGGGUCACCCACCCCCUGCCCGGCAGGUCAGUACGGUAACAUCGUCAAGGCCAUCACGGUGGACCAAUGCCAGCCAUGCCAGCCCGACACCUUCAACAACAUGCUGGGCCAGAAGGCUUGUCGGCCCUGCGGCAGCUCGGCCUCCGCCCAAGAAGGGAGCUCUACCUGCGAGUGCGACGGCAAGUACCGCUCCUUCCAGACCACCAGCGGCUCCUGCGUCUGCUGGUCCGGCUACAUCUACUACAACGAGGUGGACGCGCCCGAGAGCAACAGCAACAGCGCCGGCGACUGCCAGCCCAUGGUGGACCAGCGCUGCGACCUCAGCCAGGCCCGCGACGCCAGCGGACGCGAGUGCGUGGACCCCGACACGUUCGACUGCACGCCCAUGUGCGGCAGCGACAGCGGCACGUUUGACGUGGAUCUGGGAAGGUGCACAUGUAACAAGUACACAGCACCCGAGGAGAUCUGCGAUGCCAGCUGUGAGCAGACCAAACCCACCGUGGAGGGAAGCCUGACAGCCUCGGGCCAGCUGGUGGUCACCAGCACCGCCAACGACGGAUCGGGAACUGUAGUCACAAAGCCCGUACCUAACGUGAUUGGUCCAAGCGUACACACCUCAGGAACCAAGAGCAUCCAGAUUUGCUCCUUCGAUUCCAGUGGGGCCAUGGGCCACAUCGUCAAAGACAUGUCCGACUUGGAAGAACUCAUUUUUGACACUGAUGAAGCCACCACCAUCAUAUCCACCACCCUCUCUGACUUCAACGUGACCUCAGGCAGCCGGCGUCGUCUCCUCCAAUCCGCUGGGACCGUCACAGUCCCCGGCAUCCCCAACCCCAUCAUCUGCCUGGCCCUGGAGGACAUGCUGAUCUUCCGCGUGACCCUGGACCCCGUCAACCGCACCCUCAGCAACUACCCGGUCUACCAGAAGGACCACCUCUUCAACAGUAACCCCACCUACGACUACAGCGAGUUCCGGGACCUGCGCUUCUACGUGGAGAGCACCGAGGUGGCCAUCUCCUCUUUCGCCCACGUCUUCACGGAGUCCGGCCAGUACGUCUUCGCUGACGCGCAGGAGCCCCAGUGGGAGGUCAUCGUGUCGGUCCAGCCGGCCGGCUCGGCCUGCGACACCACGCGGUCGUCCAUCCAGCCAUCCUCUCCGGCCAACCUCAACCUGCAGAGCGUCAAGAAGCAGGAGGCCAUGAACGAGGAGCCUGACUGGGGUCUCAUCAUCGGCAUGCUGGCCUUCUUGGGUGCCUGCAUCAUCAUGCUCGUCAUUGCGGUCAUUGUCUGGCGCCCUCGCAGCGCCGGCAUCUACCCGCUCAAGAUGUGGAAGCCGCGCUACCGGGCCCUGGGUGCACCCCCGCGAAUCCCGCCCUACCUGCAAUACCAAGAACACGACAAGGAGUCGCUGAUGCUGAUGGGUCCUCGUGUGGUUGAGGGCGCCGAGUCCGCUCCGCUGAAGACCGGUGAGAAGGGGGAACUGGAGGACUUCAACGUGCGGACGCUGUUUGACAAGCUGGAGGACCAGACGCUGUAUCUGUCCCAGCAACUGGCCAGACAGCAGGAGGAUCUCAGAGGGUUCUAUGAACGGAUGUCUCAACAGACUGAUGGACUCAAGGGUCUCCUGCUCAGCCUGGACAUGUCUAAACUGGAGAAGAUCGAAAAGGAGCGGGCCAAGCGUGCGGAGCGUGAAGGGUACCAGGCUAGCGGCGACUCCACCACCAUUGUCAACACCAACAGGCAGUACAAUUUCACCGGUGCCUCCUCGCGGGAGCACGAGCUCAUGGAGGCUCUUCAGGUCCUCCUGGAGCGCCUCAACUCGGGCAAGAUCCCCCUCAGCCCCGAGAUGCUGGAACAGGCUGGACUAGCCUCAGGCCCAGGGGCCAGGCUCGGUGGUGGCAAGGGGACCAGCGCGGCCGACAACAUGCUCAGGAGGCAGAACAGCGAGAGACUGGAGCUGGACAAGGAGCUACGCAAGACAGAGGAGAAGGAGAUUGAUAGCUUGAUGACAGAACAGGACAAGAAGCGCCAGCAACUCAUCUCAGACCUGUCAGCCAAGCUGGCCGGCAAGCUGGAAGGCGCCGAGACGCAGCAGGAGAUCGACACCAUCAUGGCCGCCCACGAGAAGGAGAUGAGCCGGGCCCUGGACAAGUUUGACGCAUCCAAGCAGCGGCAGGUGGAGGAGCUGAGACGGAGGCUGGCCCAGAAGAGACAGGCCGCCGAGGCUGCCAUGAAGAGCAGGCACCAGCAGGAGGCCAGAGAGGCAGGCAUCACCCUGACCCAAGACGACAGCUCGGACGCCGCCAACGUCUUGAAGGACCAGGAGCUGGAGAUAGACGUGAUCCUGGCGGAGGAGGCCCUGGCCAGGGCCAAGGCCCAGGCCAAGCAGAACCGUGAACUGGCUUCGGAGCAGCAGCACAAGAUGUCUCAGAACCUGACCGCGGCCAUCGAAAAUCUGGCUGUGACCGGUGUCCUGACAGCUGAGUCAACCAAGGACAUCAUCCAGGAUCAGGAGGACAUGGAGAAGACACUCCAGGACAAGACAGCCAAACGACGCAAUCAGCUCACCGCCAACAUGAAGCAGAGAAUGGCCGAGAAGAGACGCAAGAAACUACGCAAGCUGAAGCAGUCGCACCAGGAACAGCUGGAUGCUUCUACGCAACAUGAUGCUGGUGACUUCCAGACGUCCAGAUUUGACGGAAAUUCACAGCCAUCACUAUUAGAUGCCGCAACGGAACAGCUGGGCGACUCGGCCGAUCCCGAGGCCAUCAAGGGGCUCCAGGAGCGACAACGCAAGGAGGUAGAGGCCCUGGAAUCCCGGCUGGAAGCAGAGGAGGCCGAGCAGCUCAAGGAGAUUGACAAGCAGGUGGAUGAGGAUUACAACAAGGAACUGAAGAAGGGUCACCGAGAUAUCCUGGAGAAUCUCUCCAAGAACCAGGAGGUCGACCAGGUGCUGCAGCAGCAGCUGAUGGACCAGCUCCGUCGCUCCAACGAGAACAUCAACUACGAGCUGGGAAUCCAGCGGGACCGGCAGGAGUCGGACCUGAACGCCAAGCUGAACGCCCGGCGGGACCGCAAGAAGAUGGAGGCCCGGCGGCUGGCCCAGGAGGAUGCGGCCAAGAGGCUGCUGGCCGAGCAGGAGAAGCAGCGGGAGAAGAUGAACGAGGGCAAGCUGGUUGAAGGCCUUCAGAGCCUGUCGCCAGCUGAUGCUGCUGAUCUGACCAUGGAAGAGCAGGCGGUCCUCCGCGAGCACCAGCGGGUCCAGGAGGAUCUGACGCAGCGACACAAGGAGGACAAGGAGCAGCUGUCGGAGAGGCUGGCCCAGGAGGCCCGGAAGAAGGGAGAGGAAGAAGCCAACAGGUUCAACCGGGAGAGGACCAAGCUGCUCAAGGAGAAGAGAAACAAGCAGGCUGCCGAGCUUGCUGCCAGGAGGGGUGACAUGUCGGAGGAUGAAGCCGGGCAGCUGCUGGCGUCUCACGCCCGCGAGCUGGAGGAGCUGGAGGACCGCCUGGAGGGCCAGCGGGCCAAGGCCCAGCUCAAGGCCCGGGAGAAGAUGGCCGAGCGCCGGCGCCGGCUCCUAGGCGAGCAGAACCACAAGCAAGGCGUGGAGAUGGCCCGGGAGCUGCUGGAGCAGAAGAAGGAACUGGCCGAGGUCAAGUCGUCCGUGGUCAAGAAGGCCGAGCAUCAGGCCAUGCUAGAAGGCAUCCAGGAGCAAGGGGCUGCCAACACGGAGAAGGUCAUCAAGGCGGUUCUAGAUAAGCGGCAAGCACAAGAGCUGCAUGAUCUGGACGCCCAGUUUGCGGCCGAGCGCCAGGUGGCCAUCGAGGGCGCCCUGACCAAACUGAACGACAAGUACCACGGCCGGCGCGAGUCCAUGCUCCAGCGCCACGAGCGGGAGCUGUCGGACCUGAGUAAGAUGGACAAUCUGUCCCCCGAGGAGGCGGAGCAACGGAAGGCCGCCCUCCUAAACCAGCAGCAGCUGGAGCUGAGCAAGCUGGAGCGGGAGAUGGCCCAGGAGAAACGGGAGAUCGAGCAAGGGGCGCUAGCCGAUUGGGAGCUGAGGUACGCCCGCAGCAAGCUGGAAAUGAAGGAGCGGCACUAUCAGGAAUAUGCUGAAGCCCUUCGGGAGCUCAGCGGUGACAAAGAUAGCCAGAUGGUGAGCGCCGAACAGGCCGCCAAGGCUGCCCAGGAGCUGGAAGAUGUCCGACAGAGACUGGAGAAGGAGAGAGAAGCCAACGAAGAGAAGCUCAAGAAAGAGACAGAAGACUUUGAAUCGGCUGAGAAGCUCCGCUUGGCCGCCGAGCUUGCCGACUUUGACAAGAAUCUGUCGGAGGAGGAGAAGAAAGAGAAGGAGAGGAACGAGAAACGACUGGCCGCCCUGAACAAGCGCAAAGAAGAGAUGAUCAAAGAAAAGGAACAGAAACACAAGGAGAAACUGGAGGUGCUGCAGAAGAGCGGAGCCAGCAAGGAGGAGGUGGAUCAAAUGGUGGAGGAGUAUGAGAGAGACUUGUCUAAAAUGAAGAACAGGAUGGAUGCUGACCGCGUUCGCAUGCAGAGCGACUUGGAGGAUCGUCUGAAGAAGAGACGGGAGGAGCGACGCAAGGCCAAGGAGGAGCAUCUUCUCAACCAGCAGGAGGAGAACAAGCAGGAACACGAGGAGAAGCUCCGGCAGGAGAAGGAAAAGAUGAGAGCCGAGGAGGUGACCAUCUUGAAGGAGUGUGUGGACACGGACCAUCUCCUGUCCGGCGAGCCAACUCAUGCCGGCCUUGCCUAUGAGGGCAUGCAGCAGCACGCAGCUGGGGGCUUCCCUGCGGGCUACGCCUCGGCAGCCCCACUGAGCGACGCCGACCUGGCUGCCUUACUCAUGGCUUCUCCUCUCUACAAGAAACUGGAGGAGAUCAAGAGGACCAUGGAGGAUGCCGACCUGCCGCCUAAGAAACGAGGACAAGACGAACCGUUCGUUGACGACCAAGACGCGGGCUGGACCAAAGACACGGAGCUAGUCCCCCUGGACCUGAGCAAGCUCAGCCCCCGCAACUUUGUCAUCUACAAGUUCGGCUGCUUCGUGGUGCGCCUGGUAGCCAUGCGCUGUGGUCACCACCCGGUCACCUUGCUUCUGGCCGAAGGCAUUCCCGUCAACGACAAGCUGUCCCGCAACGCGUACCGCAACUCCUACCACUACGAUGACGCCAACAGGAUCCUGUACGUCAGGCAUGCGCGGCUGGACAUGGUCGGCGACUUCAUGUUGGUACUCAUCCAUGCUCUGGCUCACAUCAAAACUGGUGACAUGCGUGAUGACACUUCGUCGGGCUUCAACCGGGAGUUCCACCAGGCGCUCUCGGCCGUCUGCAACGACCUCUUCUUCGCCCGCUACCGUCACGCGGCCAACCUCCCCACCCCAGGGGACAACAGCCCGGAGGCAGCCGGGAGUGGCCAGAAGGUCCUGGCUGCCCUGAUGGGCGGAGCCGAGACGGAGGCGGAGAGGGAUGAGACGAUCGAGAAACUCUUGGACGUCAAGUUGCUGAGAGGAACCGAUGCUGACGGGGUGCAUAUGGCCGAUGAGGACCUCCAUAAGAGAUUGUCCAAGUACGGCGGCUUCGCAGCCAACGAGGAGAUGCGCGUCCUCCUGGGCUCACCGGAGGACAAGAUGGCCCUAGCGCGGCAACACGGCGCCCACACUGCGGUGGACAGCCGCCUUGCCACCCUGACAGGAGCCCCGGCCCCGUCAACCAAGGCCGGCCCCACGGCAGCCACGCUGGCCCAGAAGGCCAUGGAGCAACUGCCUGGAGAGCUGAGUGGUACCGCGCUGUGGCAGACCGUCGCUGAACCAAGAGGGGAGAGGAUGGCCCAGGAAUCAUCCAAGAAGACCUCCAAGGGACAGGACCUGCAGAAGAACAUCCUACAGGAUGAGGUGAACUCCUUAGAGGACAAGGUGGACGGCAUGAGCAUGGAGUUCUCUGCCCUCAGCACCCAGGUGGUGGAGACGCAGGAAGCCAUGGAGUCCAUGUCCCAGGAGCUUGAGGCCCAGAAGGCACUGAGGGAAGGCCAGUAUGACGAGUCAGAGCCGGCACUGAUCCGGGAGACCACGGCCAAACUGACCGCUGCCCAGGACAGGCUGGCCUCGUUGACCAUCCGACGGGACACCAUCUCCAAGAAGCUGGACGCCUACCGGGGCCAGCUGGAGGAGAAACAACAGCAGCUGCAGUCCUACAUCCGGGGGAAAGGCAGCAAACACUGAGACGACCAUCUUUUCAAUCUUUGGAAUGUUUUCACAUAAUGACCAAGUAAUGACACAAUUGAACAAAAACUAACCUGAAAACCUGUUAGACUUGUGCAGGACUAAGUUGCCUUAUGAAAUUGUUAAAGAAUUUACUGGGAAAAUACUUUCGC
Molecule: messenger RNA, 31967 nt
Organism: Patiria miniata (bat star)
Lineage: Eukaryota; Metazoa; Echinodermata; Asteroidea; Valvatida; Asterinidae
Exons: 157
Coding region: 349-31815 (10488 amino acids)
Cellular component (GO): extracellular region
Molecular function (GO): protein binding; chitin binding
Source: RefSeq, a predicted model, not a curated record